Molecule: messenger RNA, 2612 nt
Organism: Sitodiplosis mosellana (orange wheat blossom midge)
Lineage: Eukaryota; Metazoa; Arthropoda; Insecta; Diptera; Cecidomyiidae
Gene: serp
Product: chitin deacetylase 1
Exons: 9
Coding region: 112-1725 (537 amino acids)
Biological process (GO): carbohydrate metabolic process
Cellular component (GO): extracellular region
Molecular function (GO): hydrolase activity, acting on carbon-nitrogen (but not peptide) bonds; protein binding; chitin binding
Source: RefSeq, a predicted model, not a curated record
AAUAGUAAUAAUAAUAAUUCUGAGAUUAUAACCGUUGCGCGAACGAGAAAGAAAAACCAACCGCGAGACACUUAAUUGCAAACUACUGAAUAUCGGAAAUAAUCAAUUAUAAUGGUGAAAUCAUUCGCAAUCUGUGUGAUCGUUGCAGUGCUUGCACAUUCUGCGCACGGUAUACGAACAAAGCGGCAAUCAGAUGAGACUUCAACAAAGAAAGAUGAGUCGUUUGAACAAGAGUUGUGCAAAGGUAAAGAUGCCGGUGAAUGGUUUCGUUUGGUUUCAGGCGAAGGUGACAACUGUCGCGACGUAAUCCAAUGUACCUCAUCGGGUCUUCAAGCUAUUCGUUGUCCAGCUGGUCUUUAUUUCGACAUUGAAAAGCAAACAUGUGACUGGAAAGAUUCGGUGAAAAACUGCAAGCUCAAGAACAAAGAGCGUAAAGUGAAACCAUUGUUGUACACCGAUGAACCAUUGUGUCAAGAUGGUUUCUUGGCCUGCGGUGAUGGAAACUGUAUUGAACGUGGUUUGUUCUGUAACGGCGAAAAGGACUGUGCUGAUGGUUCCGAUGAAAACAGCUGUGACAUCGACAACGAUCCAAACCGUGCACCACCAUGCGACCCAGCCGUCUGUGUAUUGCCCGAUUGUUUCUGCUCCGAAGAUGGCACAACCAUUCCCGGCGGGCUACCAGGUAAAGAUGUACCAAUGAUGAUCACGAUUACAUUCGACGAUGCCAUCAACAACAACAACAUUGAGCUGUACAAAGAGAUCUUCAACGGAAAACGUAAAAAUCCAAACGGCUGUGACAUUAAGGCAACAUACUUUGUAUCGCACAAAUAUACAAAUUAUUCAGCCGUGCAAGAGACUCACCGCAAAGGUCAUGAAGUUGCAGUUCAUUCAAUUACGCACAAUGACGACGAACGUUUCUGGUCAAAUGCCACCGUUGAUGACUGGGCCAAGGAGAUGGCUGGUAUGAGAAUCAUCAUGGAAAAAUACGCAAACAUCACCGAUAACUCAGUGGUCGGUGUUCGUGCACCAUACUUGCGUGUUGGCGGCAACAAUCAAUUCACAAUGAUGGAAGAGCAAGCGUUCUUGUACGAUUCAACAAUCACCGCACCAUUGUCAAAUCCACCACUCUGGCCAUACACCAUGUACUUCAAGAUGCCACACCGUUGUCACGGCAACUUGCAAAGCUGUCCAACACGUUCACAUGCCGUCUGGGAAAUGGUUAUGAAUGAAUUGGAUCGUCGUGAAGAUCCAACCAAUGAUGAAUACUUGCCCGGCUGCGCUAUGGUCGAUUCCUGCUCAAACAUUUUGUCCGGCGAACAAUUCUACAACUUCUUGAACCACAACUUUGACAGACAUUACGAACAGAACCGAGCACCUUUAGGUCUUUACUUCCACGCUGCCUGGUUAAAGAACAAUCCAGACUACUUGGACGCAUUCUUAUACUGGAUCGAUGAAGUUUUGUCAAAUCACAAUGAUGUUUACUUUGUGACUAUGACCCAAGUUAUUCAAUGGAUACAAAAUCCACGAACAGUUUCCGAAGUCAAGAACUUUGAACCAUGGAGAGAAAAGUGCUCAGUUGAAGGAGCACAAGCCUGUUGGGUGCCACACUCAUGCAAACUCACAUCGAAAGAAGUGCCCGGCGAAACAAUCAAUUUGCAAACAUGCGUCAGAUGUCCAAAUAAUUAUCCAUGGCUAAAUGAUCCAACAGGCGACGGCUUCUUCUAGACGCUGAUGAUUUCCUAAGUCAUUUGAGUGUAAUGUUAUUUUUAUUUAGUAUUUGUUUUCUACUCUCCUUUGUUUUCGAUUCUUCUUUUCUUUACAACAAUUUUUUUCUUCUUUUUUUAUUCUUUUGUUUUGAUGUUUUUUUUAUACCGGAGUGGAAAAAAAAAUCUUACCUAUUCAAAUUAGAAAAAAAGCCUUAAAUUUCAAUCCGAUUCGAAAAUUCGAAGCUCAUGACGAUUAAUAGUCGAUUGGUUGUUUUUUUUUGUAUGAUCGUCUCAUACAUAAAACAUAUAUAGAAAAAAAAAGAAAAUACAAUUCCCCAUUCUGAAAUUUUCAAUUUCUUUUCAUCACCUAUAUAAUUUUGUGUCUCCUUUCUCCGAUCAAUAAAGUAUGAAUGAAAAUGAAAACGCUGUCAACUCCAAAUAGAAAAACAAAGAGACGGUUUAGUGAGAAAGUUUUAUGUAGCUGUGUUAUAAGUAAUUGUUAAAUGUUAUUUGUAAAAGAAAACGAGAUCCUCCCGUUCGAUUUGACUUUGGUUUCAUUUUUUAUUCAUUCUUCAAAGCUCUCAGUGUGCAGAACAUGAGAAUAGGUAAAUUAAUUAAAAGAAUACGGGAAAAAUAAAGAAAAAAAAACCUGAAAUCUGAAUGCCAACAAAUUGUUGAACCGCAGUGGUAAUUCAAUUCAGACUUGCGUAUAUCGAAUAGUUAGCAAACAAAAAAGAAUUCUAGCACUAUUAUCUUGAUUGGAAGUCAGAGACUUAGAAUACGUGUUUUUGUAUUCAUUUGAAACAAUUUUUCAAACGUGAGAACUAUUAAAACUAAAUAUUGUAAAAAAUAGAUAAGACAAAAUGAAUUAAAUAAAGUAAAUAAACGAAAACAAUACAAAACAAA